Molecule: messenger RNA, 464 nt
Organism: Dendrobium catenatum
Lineage: Eukaryota; Viridiplantae; Streptophyta; Magnoliopsida; Asparagales; Orchidaceae
Product: pectin acetylesterase 9-like
Exons: 6
Coding region: 96-464 (122 amino acids)
Molecular function (GO): hydrolase activity
Source: RefSeq, a predicted model, not a curated record
UUUCUGUAAAUUAUCUUCCAAUCCUUCAGGUCUUGCUUUCAGGGUGCUCAGCAGGUGGACUUGCCACCUUCCUUCACUGUGAUUCUCUCUCUCAGAUGCUCCCAGAUUCGACCAUCGUAAAAUGCAUGAGUGAUGCAGGGUUCUUCCUUGAUGUGAACGACAUAACUGGCAAUGACACCAUAAGAACCUUUUUCAAUAGUGUGGUUAAGCUACAGGGAGUAGAGAACAACUUAAACAAGGCGUGCUUGGCUUCUCAUUACUUCCCCAGUCAGUGCUUCUUCCCUCAAUAUAAUCUUCCUUUCAUCAGAAAUCCUUUUUUCAUUCUGAAUUCUGCUUAUGAUACUUAUCAGAUUGGCCAUAUAUUUGUGCCACCUUCAGCCGAUCCGACAGGACAUUGGAGCCGUUGCAAGUCAGAUCUGGCGUCUUGUUCUCCUAGCCAGAUCAGUAUUCUUCAAGAGAAGUGA